AUGGAUGACCUUCCAUUCACAUAUGACGAUGAAAACGAAGAGAAUGAAGCAAUUGACUGUCCGAUUUGCUAUUGCCCAUUGAUCGAUCCAGUGGAGCACUCUUCACAGAACUCACAGUGCAGUCAGUUAUUCUGUCGACAGUGUGUAGAGAAACAGAAGCGAUGUCCCUUCUGUCGAUACGACGUUCAGCACUGGAAUGACGUGCUGCUGACACCUUCAACACAGCGCUUCUUGUUCAGACCUCUAUCAGAAGUAAAGGUCACCUGUAAGGUCUGCUUAAAGUCUACGACCAGAAAGGAUAUUGUAGACCAUGUUCAAUCAUGUUCAAUUGUACUACCACCUGGACUGAUACCCAAGGUUAAGCCAAUGAAUGGCAAUAACAACAGCAACAACAACAGCAGUGGCAACACAACAUCUUUUAUAACACCUCUAAUUGAUUUCACCAGGAGGAUGUUUGCGAAUGAUGCCCCACAGAAUGCCAACAAUAUUAACAACAACAAUAAUAAUAAUAAUAAUAACAACAACAAUAGUACAUCUAAUCCACCAAUACCCAAUAAUCCUCAACCUCUUCCAACUCCGCAAUCAACCGCGAUAGCCCCACCUUUGACAAGCCUCGAGAGGCCACCAACACAAACUACAUCAUCCAAUCCUAUAACAAAUCUAACUAUACAUCCAACACCUCCAGCCCUUCCAACACCUCCAGCCCUUCCAACACCACCUCAGAACUCUUUCUAUCCCUCCAGUACGAUCUUUCCACCCUCGAUGUAUCACUACCAGACCUACACACCUCCUGCCUCUUACAUGCCAACAUCACCAUACCAACCCAACGGACCACCAACCUAUCAAUAUCCUCCACGACCUUCCUCAUAUCUAUACCCCAACCUUCAUAGCAAUCCAUCUGUACUACAAUCCUUCCAUCAACCUUUACACACGAGUUUGAUGCCAAACGUCAAUACAUUCUCGCCAGCAGCAUCAUCCACCACCAAUGCCAACAACAGUAUAUCCAACAUCAAUGUCAAAGCGGCCAAGUCAACGAUACCAUCUGAUUUCCAACAUGUCUAUCUCAACACCUCGCCACCAAAACUCAACGAGAAGUACAGCAACAGAUCAUUCAUUGGCUCUGUCUUUAUGUGCGAAGUGUACAAUCACUGUCAGUUCGACAAUGUCAAGCUCAACAGCACUCGCAUCAAUAGCACUCAGUUCAUUGAGUGCACCUUUAGUAAUUGUGAAUUUAUUGGCGCUUCUUUUGUCAAUUGCACCUUUACCAAUUGCAAGCUCUCCAACUGCAACAUGUCAAACGCAGUGCACAAUAAGACCAACUUGAUCGACACCAACAUUGACAACCUCAAUGGCUUCCAAUCAACAUUUGAGGCAUGCAUCUUUGCACACUGCAAGCUCGACAAUCUCAACGUCACCCGUGCAACACUCACUGGCACCCUGCUCAAGUUCACCAAGCUCAACAAUGUGAAGUUGGCAAACUCCAACCUUUUGCAUACCAACUUCCCAAACUCCACUCUCAUCAACGUGUCAUUAGAGGAAUGUGUCAUUUCAAGUCACUCUCUUAAUGGAGUUAAAAAACAGAGCAAUGUACGAACAGAUAGACUAAGGAUCAUUUAA
This is a messenger RNA of Acytostelium subglobosum LB1, 1617 nucleotides long. RefSeq lists its product as hypothetical. The record is from RefSeq and is a predicted model, not a curated record. The transcript is spliced from 3 exons. Lineage: Eukaryota; Evosea; Eumycetozoa; Acytosteliales; Acytosteliaceae. Bases 1 to 1617 code for a protein of 538 amino acids.